Parasteatoda tepidariorum (common house spider) is the source of this 3456-nucleotide messenger RNA. RefSeq names its product HEAT repeat-containing protein 6. The record is from RefSeq and is a predicted model, not a curated record. Lineage: Eukaryota; Metazoa; Arthropoda; Arachnida; Araneae; Theridiidae.
UACCCAAUUCAAUUCACAUGGGCUUGUGAAAAUAGGAUUUAAGAUUCUCUAAUACAUCUCUUUUAAUCCAUGAUAGCUACAAGCGCAUUUAUGAAGCAUAAAAAUCAUACUCAAUCUAUAUUCUUGCAUUCUGUCAAACAAAAUUUUGUAACAUUAUUUCAUUCACGCAAAAAUUAGCUCUAGCAAGUCAUUAAUUUUUAAUAAACUUAAAACAAAUCAGAAAAUUUUGAACUUGAAAUAUUCCUCAAUGUCUGUUGGAGAAUAUUUAAGCAUAAUUAAAGAAUCUGUUUCACUUGAAGAAACCGAUUUAAAUAAUAUUUUUGAUCGAAUAAAUCUAUUGAGUACUGCAAAUGUAGCAAAGGAAUCUGAGGCUGUGGGAGAAUUGUUACUUAAUUUAGCUAAACUUGUACCUACAAACAAUGACCACAUAUUAUCCAAAUUCUGUUGUCUUUUGUGUUAUUUUCUUGAAAAUUCUACUGAAGUUCUUUUACAAUCAACUUCUUCAGAGCAUUUAUUUGAAUUCUUUAUUUCAAAAUUAUCCUCUUGUGGCAUCUGGGUUCUGAGUGAUGUUCUGGUUGCAUUUUCUUGCCUUUUGUCCAAAAUGCCUCUUCUUGAAUUGGAUCAUGUCGACAUUCUUUUAAAAGACGAUAGCAUUUUGUUUAUGUCAUCUGUAGAGGAUAAAAGCAUUCAAUAUAAUGCUCUUCAGUGUCUUUUUGCUCUUCUUAAAAAUCACAGUGAAACUGUCCACUUGUCUAAGAAGAUGAAUGUUUGUUUUCAAAAAUGUCUAUCACUUCUUAAAGAGUCAGUUAGUGAAAAUAGUAAAAUAAAUGCAAAGAUUCUGAUUUGCUCUCUUAAAUGCUUGCAGUUAAUAUUUUCAUAUGAAAUUGCUGUUAUAAAAAAAAUUGGAGAAAUACUUGGAAUACUGAAAAGUCUUUCAUUUUAUGGCUUUCCUGGUCCUUUGCUUAGUUUUGAUUUGAUGCCAACUCUUUCUUUACCUCUUGAAGAAUCUCUUAGUGAAUCUGAUACACCUCAUUCUAUGUUUCGAAAGCAGAAAAAGACCAGGAGAAGGAUAAAAAAGAAUCAUCACAGGUCUUCGCAAUCUAACAAAAAUGAGCAUGAAGAUCAUUCAGAGAACAGUGGGACAGACAAUAAUUUAUCUACUUUUAGCAACUCUUUCAGGGAUAUUAAAAUUAAAAGUAGCAGCUCUGAUUCUGAAUUUUCUGAUGUUGAUAGUCAGUUGUCGGGAAUGAGAGCUCUUUCUGCAUCGGUGCGGCAAAAUGCCUAUCAGGCCUUACAAAUUUUUGUGAAGUGUAUUGAUAAAAAAAUCAUGUUCAGUUAUUGGACAGCUUUCUUGCCAGAUCAUCCAGCUGUGUCUGUGUCUCUUUUCUAUACUGUGUUAAAGGACUUGGCACCGCAUGUCAGACUUAAUGCCUUAAUUCUGCUCAGUGAAAUAAUUAGAGGCUCUAAGCAAUAUUUAAUUCUUGCUGAUGGCAGGAGCACAAGACAUUCAGCAUUUACUUCACUGAGUUCAAUUCUUGCAUCAAUGAUAACUGAAACUCACAGAUGUUUGCUUCUUGCUCUAAUCUCUGAGAAGUCAUCUCUUCUGCUUUUGCAAAUUCUAAAAUGUUAUGCUGUGUUAGCGGAAAAUGUGCCUUAUAACAAGUUAAGGAAUGAAAUACUUUUUAAGUAUCUUAUGCAAAUAAAAGGAUUCUUGUUCCAUAAAGAUGUCCAAGUACAAGUAGCUGCUUUGGCAGUAUUUAUAAGCAUUUUAAAUUCUGAUCAAACACCUGAAGAGUUUGAAAGUCUAAUGCUUUCAUCUGACUUUGAUAGAGAGAACGAUACACCUUGGAUUGUGGAUGUUUGUAAACAAAUAAUUUACCAUGAUGAACACAUGCCUCUCAGAAUACAAUCCUUGCAGGUUUUAUGCAGUAUGACCAAAAAAUAUUUUCCUAAAUCAAGGUCAUUUUUACCUUUUAUUAAAGAUGUUAUAUUUUUUUGCUUGAAUGAUUCUCAACCAAGCCUUCAAUAUUAUGGAAUCAAACUUGUUGAUGUUAUUGGUCGCUGCACUAAUGAUGUAUCUAAUUUAGAAGAAAGUAUAAGUUUGUUAUCUUCCGAAAUUUUUUUAAAUGCAGUGACAAAACCUUUGAUAACAUGUUUGACCAAUGAAGAGCAGAAACAUUUACAAGCAUCUGUUUGUGAUUGCCUUUCUACCCUGCCUGCCAAGGAUUUUGCUUUGUUAGAUUCUAGACUGCAGAUUCUCUAUGUUAGUAUCCUCUUAGGUUUAACCUCUGAUUCUAAUGCAAAUACUAGAGGUUCUGCCAUCCGAUGUUUGGGAAUAUUUUGUUUGUUUCCAUCUUUGAUUGAGGAUGCAUCCUUUUACGAUGAUUUGAGUAGAAUUCUUGUCAAAACAGUGAAUGAUACAAAUGUAAAUGUGAGAUUUAAAGCAUCCUGGGCCCUGGGCAAUCUCAGUGAUGGUUUACUUUUGAAGAGGAGAGAUUUUGCCAAUGAAAUGUCAGCCGAGUUAUUUUAUUCAAUCUGUAUGGGAUGCAUUGAAUACUCAAAAGAUUGUGACAGAGUAAAAGCGAAUGCUGUCAGAGCAUUGGGAAACUUUUUGCUUUUCAUACCUCGCCAAUAUUUAAGUUCCCUCCAAAUUCUAGAGUUGAUUGGAAAAGCCUGUGAAACUUUAUUGUGUGCUUUAUCAGCCAAUUUUAUGAAAGUGUGUUGGAAUGCUUGUUAUGCAUUAAAGAGCAUGAUGAGAAAUGAUAGUCUCUUGGAAUUAUCUGCUCUCAUCAAAAUGGAAACCAUACUGCAUGCUUUAAUCUCUGUCCUUAAUAAAUCUCCAAAUUUCAAAGUUAGAAUAAGUUGUGUUCAAGCAGCAUCUUCUUUAAAGUACAGGACACAAUAUGGUGCUGUUUUUCCUCAACUCUGGAAACAGAUUUUGCUCUCUUUGCUGUCUGCAAACAAAGAUGCCAACUUCAAAGAAAUAAAACACCAAGAAAAUUUAUCUGAACAGCUCUGUCACAGUUUCUGUCAUCUUGUUUCAUUAGUAACUCUCCAAGAUUUAAGUGCUGUAAAGGAGGACACACUUUUGGCAAAAGAGAUGUUAUUAACAUCCAUGUGGAAAUUUGGGACUCAUUUAUCAGAAGAGAAAAGUGCAAUUUUAUCAACUGCAUUGAAAAACAUUGAAGUUCUUGGCUGCGAAGUAUCUCAUAAUGUGAUUUUAAUGACUUUACAAGAUGUUUUGAAUCAAGCUACCUUUGCCAGCAGGUCUUUGCAUUAAAAAAUGAUCAUAUUUUGUUAAAGUAUUUAAAUGAAAAUGUUUUAUAGCAGAUAAUUUAAAUUUUCUUUUAACAAUAUUGCUAUUUUGCAUUUUAAGAUACAAGAUUUCAUACAUGUUCAGAGUUGUUGUAACCAUGAAAUUUCUCAGAAGUUUUAUAAUAAAAAGUAUUCGACAAA